This is a messenger RNA of Camelina sativa (false flax), 1240 nucleotides long. Its product is annotated as transcription factor bHLH160. Gene Ontology annotation, cellular component: RNA polymerase II transcription regulator complex. NCBI's taxonomy places the organism in Eukaryota, Viridiplantae, Streptophyta, Magnoliopsida, Brassicales, Brassicaceae. The record is from RefSeq and is a predicted model, not a curated record. Gene Ontology annotation, biological process: regulation of transcription by RNA polymerase II. Gene Ontology annotation, molecular function: protein dimerization activity; DNA-binding transcription factor activity, RNA polymerase II-specific; RNA polymerase II transcription regulatory region sequence-specific DNA binding.
AAAUUAAGGUUUCUAUAGCUUCAUUGCAUUGUUAUUUUAUUACUUCCUCUGUGGUUGACUUUAGACUCCUUCCCCUACACACAUAUAUAUAUACACCUACAUACAUACUAUACAUAUCAUUGUCAAGAUCAUCUUAUUAACUUUAAGUUAGGGUUUAGAGAUUAAUUACUUUGCAAAUUCUUGAGUUCAACUAGGACCAUCGGUAGUAAUAUUGUUCUUGUCGUAUUGUUUCUCUUGCCGUCGUCGUAUAUAAUAUGUCUUCUCAGCCGAAUCAUCAGACUUCUAUAUCAAGUUUACUCCAUGAUCGUUUGCAUAUCCCUGCAGAAACAAUCAUUGAGAAGGAGUCCGCAGAGAAGGACACUUGUCAAUCACAAAGAAAAAGGAAGGAACCAGUUUUGCAUGAGGUUGAUGGAGGCUCCUCAAGUGGUUCAGCAGCAGCAAAGAAACUAGACCAUAACGCCAAGGAGCGUCUUAGGAGGAUGAGACUUCAUGCCUCUUACCUCACUCUCGGCACUCUUCUUCCUGAUCACUCUUCUUCCUCUAAGAAGAAAUGGUCUGCACCGUCUAUAAUCGAUAAUGCAAUAACUUACAUUCCCAAGCUGCAAAAUGAAGUUGGAGAGCUAACUCUAAGAAAGGACAAGCUCGUGGAGUUGGAGAGACGAGGUCCUUCCAUUCGAGCAAUCUCGGUUCUUGAGUUGGGAGAAUCAGGUUAUGAGGCUGUUGUACAGAUAUGUUUGAAGAAGGAAAACGAAGACGAGUUCUCGAACCUCCUUCAUGUAAUGGAAGUGCAAGGUUUGAGCAUUUUAAGUGCUUCUACUUCUCUAGUUUGCCGAGAGCAAAGGGUGGUUUGUUACAACUUUCAUGUCAAGAUGGAUGAAAAGCCAUGUGAAGGUGAUGACUACAUCAAAUUGUUAAAGAACAACAUCAUUUCUUCGCUCCGUGACAACACAAAAUGCAAAUGAAAUAUAAUGAGGUAAUAGAAUCAAUGGAAUAUCUUUGUGCUUUAGAUCAUGUGUUGGUUCUUGUGUUUGAAAUCUCACAUCAACCAUAUUUAGAAUUUAGAAGUUAUUUUUAUCUCCCUAUGCUAAAAGAACCUUUUUACUAUGCCUCAAGAUCACAGAGUUUGGAUAUGCUCUGGUCUCUCUCGGAUCCUAGAAAAAUAUGGACCAAAGGGCAUAUAACUUCUUGUAAUCUUCAAAAAAGAUUAUGUGAUAAUAGAAACCCAAUUUGAUUAUUUUUA